CCGUGGUGGGCUUGUGUGUGUGUGUGUGGUUCCCGCCACCACUACGGUGUGUGAAGAUGGCCACUCUCCAGCCCAAGGAACAGCUCGCCCUCGAUGGGGCCAGCGAGCAGGGCUUCCUCGCCUUCCACCGCGGCCUGCCUGAGAAACCAAACACUACGGUAAGAGUGUUCGACCGUGGGGAAUACUACACUGUGCAUGGCCAGGAUGCCCUGCUGGCUGCACGAGACCUCUUCCGCACCAAUUCUGUGGUCAAACACUUGGGUUCAGGCAACAAGAAGUUGGAAUCUGUAGUGCUGAGUCGACUGAACUUUGAGUCAUUUGUGCGGGAUCUUUUGCUGGUCAAGCACUACAGAGUGGAAGUGUAUAAACAGAAGAGCUCGGCAAAAAGUGACUGGGAGGUUGAAUAUAAGGCUUCUCCGGGUAACUUGAGUCAGUUUGAAGAAGUGCUGUUUGGGGCUAACAAUGAGCUUACAGUUACAACAGGUGUCAUGGCUGUCAAGCUAGCCACUGAAAAUGGCCAGAGAGUUGUGGGAGUUGGGUAUGUGGACGUGUCAGGCCGGCUAAUGACUGUGUCGGAGUUCAAUGACAAUGACACAUUCAGUAACCUGGAGGCUCUGGUAGUGCAACUGGGGCCUCGGGAGUGUCUUAUUCCUUUGGGGGAUAUGGGCCCAGAUGGCACAAAGCUCAAGCAGGUGUUGUCUCGAAAUCCAUUGCUUGUUACUGAAAGGAAGAAAGCAGAGUUCAACAAUAAAGAUGCCACUCAGGACUUAAACCGCCUCUUACAUACAAAGGGUGGAGAUGCGUCGACUACUUCGGCACGUCCAGAAAUGGAUCGUACUAGUGCCAUUGCUGCGCUGGCUGCUGUCAUAAAGUACCUUGAGCUCCUUGGGGACGAGUCAAACUUUGGCCAGUUUACAAUGUCCUUGUAUGACCUGAGUCAGUAUAUGCGACUCGACAGUGCAGCAGUUCGGGCAUUGCACGUGGAACCCCUUGGGAGUGGGGAACUGUCUGGUGCUGCUGCUAAAACACACACCAUUCUUGGUCUUCUGGAUAAGUGUCGCACUCCGCUUGGUCAUCGCCUGCUCUUACAGUGGCUUAGACAGCCAUUGGUAGACAUCAACAAGAUUGAAGAACGACAGGACUUGGUUGAGGCCGUAGUUUCAUCAGUAGAGCUGCGUCACAGUCUUGGGGAAGAGCAUCUUCGUCGUAUUCCUGACCUGAAUCGCCUGGCUCGGAAACUGGCACGCAAAGCGGCCACACUCCAAGACUGUUACAAAUUUUAUCAGUGUGUUGAUCGAUUGCCAAAUUUGUGUGAAGCUAUAGCCAAGUAUGAAGGGCCUCACAUAGCCUCCCUGGCAGCAGUCUUCACAACUCCUCUUCAGGAGCUGCUGUCAGACCUGUCAAAGUUUCAAGAAAUGAUAGAGACUACUGUAGAUAUGGAACAAGCCGGUCAGGGAGACUAUGUCAUCAAGCCAGAUUUUGACGAGACACUAGGAGACCUGCGAGAAACGAUGAAUGGCUUGGAAACAGAUAUUCAAAAUCAGUUGAAAAAGGUGGCAAAUGAUCUUGGUCUUGAUGCCGGAAAAAGUGUCAAAUUGGAGUCCAAUGCUCAGCUUGGCUACUUUUUCAGAGUCACGCUUAAGGAAGAAAAAGUGCUGCGUAACAAUAGGAACUACCGGAUGAUUGACACCAACAAAGCUGGAGUACGAUUCAGAAACGGUGCCCUUCAAGAUCUGAAUGAUCAGCACAUGGCUUCACGAGAGGAGUACAAUGAACAGCAAAAAACUGUUGUUGACGAGAUCAUGAAUAUUGCAGCUGGUUAUGUUGAAGUGAUACAAAAUCUAGGUCAUGUGCUGGCUACUUUAGACUGUAUUUAUGCCUUGGCCUCUGCUGCGGUAUCUGCACCCAUUCCUUACAUACGACCCAAACUCCUGGCUAGGGGAUCUGGUGUACUAAAGCUGGAAGGUAUUCGUCAUCCAUGUUUAGAACUACAAGAUGAUGUCUCAUUUAUAGCAAAUGACUGUAAUUUUGAUAAAGAUAAUGGAAUGUUCCACAUUAUCACCGGCCCAAACAUGGGAGGUAAGAGUACUUACCUGAGAUCAGUUGGAGCAGCUGUGUUGAUGGCUCAAGUCGGCUCAUUUGUUGCCUGUCAAGAGGCAGAAAUGUCUAUUGUUGAUAGUAUCCUGGCUCGUGUGGGUGCUGGAGACUGCCAGUUGAAAGGGGUUUCAACUUUCAUGGCAGAAAUGUUAGAGACCGCUUCCAUUCUUCGGUCUGCAAGCAACGAGUCCCUCAUCAUUAUUGAUGAACUCGGCCGUGGAACUUCAACAUACGAUGGGUUUGGAUUAGCAUGGGCGAUAUCGGAGCAUAUAGCUAAGGAGAUUGGGUCAUUUUGCUUGUUUGCGACACAUUUUCAUGAACUGACAGCACUUAGUGAUGAGGUGGAGACAGUGAAGAACUUCCACGUUACGGCUACCACCGCUCAUGGUGCUCUUACUCUUCUCUAUCAGGUGCAGCCAGGGCCUUGUGAUCGCAGUUUUGGUAUCCAUGUAGCAGAAUUGGCCAAUUUCCCUGCUAGUGUAAUUGAGUAUGCCAAGAGGAAAGCUGGAGAACUGGAAGAUGAUUUUGGUGAUGAUGAUGAUUCUGAGGAAGCUGUCAAAAGGAGGAAGUCAGAGAAGCAGGAGGGUGAGAAGAUAAUAGAGGAAUACCUUGAAAGGGUAUCUUCACUUGACACUGAAAGCAUGACUGAAGAAGAGGUACAUAAAGAAGUCGACGCAAUGCGGCAGGAAAUUUUGGCUCGUAACAAUGCAUACCUGUCCCACCUCUUGAACAGGGAGACUUGAGCAACGUGUAUUCAAUCUUUCUAAACACCAGUAAACACACCCAGAACAUUUUUGCAGCCUUAUCUCUGAAGUGUAAGUUUUUCUGUCCCACACAAUUCACCCGUGUCUUAUUUCGAGCUGCCACUCAAAUUUGUCAACCAGUCCUCUAAUUAUAAUAUGUUCUAUUAGUAUACACAGAAUGGUGUCCUCAUAUAGUUCACAUUUUGUAUUAUUGGCACACCAACCAUAGUCCAAUAAUACUAGAACCUUCCCCCCCCCCCCAAAAAAAAAAAAAAAAAAAAAAAAAAAUUUUGAGAACAUGUGGCAAAUUUUAUACUAGUUCCUAAAUGUUACACCCAAGGUAUUUUCAGUAUUCUUUAAUCUCUCUCUCUCCAAAAAAAGGAAGAUAAAUGAAUUUUAACAUUAAAGUACUGUACAAAGAAGGCGACAAAAGAUCCACUACAUGUGUAAGUGUAUUAUUAAACUGAAUUUUCAGAUGAACCAACAUCCUUUGUUCAAACCACCUUGAUAAAUAUUCUAAUUGCUUGUGUUUCUGGCAGGGUUCUUCACGUGGUAUCCUUCAUUAGACAUCACUCCCCAGGAAUUCUCCAGUGGAUGGAGAAACUUCUGAUGAAUGAUCAGAGUCCUGGCUUCUGGAACUGUUGGCAAGGUAUUGCAAGAUUAAUAUCCCCACUCAAUACCACAAGGUCUGUGCCUUUUUUUUUUAAUGAAAUUAGUUAACUGCAAAAUUAUUCUCAAUUUAACUUUAUUUAAUCAGAUCUAUUUUCAGUAAAGGGCAACAAACCUUUAAAUAAUCUAUAAUUACCCCUUUUAUUAGGCAUAUCUCUGAUAUUUGAGCUUUUGUGCACAAUUCUGUAUUUAAAAUGAAUCGUGUGAUUGAAAUCCCAACAAUCAUUAGCAAUGGCAUUAUUCCUAGCAAAUUUUGUUAUGGCUUGUGCACAACAACACAUUUUAAUAACCCACUACUGGUCUCCAACAUAAAUUGCAAUGUUGCAAACACCAUUACCUAUGUAGUUCUUAGUGAUGAUGAUGAACCAUGUAGUUAAUGGUACUUCUGAUAAAUUGCAAGUACUGUACUGCAAAUUAUCACGUUAAAGAGUUUUCGUGGCUUAUUAAAAAGGGUUGACGAAGGCAAGAAGGCAAUAAACAAAUGUUUAUGGGAAUAAUGCCAGUGUUGGCAUUUCAAUCACAGGAUAGAAUUGUAAAACAACAACUCAAAUAUCAGAGAGAUGCCUACUAGAAGGGGGUAAUUAUAGAUUCCAUAGACUGUAAAGGGGAAACAAAUCUUUUAAUAAAAGUACUUGUUCCUUGGUGAAUCGUAUACCUUUGAUCUCUCAUCUUGUGCAUUUUUGUUCUCAUACUUAGUACCUUUGAUUAUCCUGUGACUUUGAUGAUGCUACAAAGUCUCCCCAGCUUGGUGUCUUACUUUGGUAAUUAAUUACUUUACUAAAAGUAAAAGUAAUUAUCAAAGUAAGACACCAAGCUGGGGAGACUUUGUAGCAUCAUCAAAGUCACAGGAUAAUCAAAGGUACUAAGUAUGAGAACAAAAAUGCACAAGAUGAGAGAUAUCAAAGGUAUCUGAUUCACCAAGGAACAAGUACUUUUAAUAAAAGAUUUGUUUCCCCUUUACAGUCUCUGGAAUCUCUAAUUACCCCCCUUCUAGUAGCCAUCUCUGAUAUUUGAGCUGUUGUGUACAAGUCUAUGAUUAAAAUCCAUAGCAAUUAUUGCAAUUUAUCGCAAAUACCAUUUAACUACAUUGUUCUUAAUGGUAAUAAUAAAAACCAUGUAGGUAAUGGUGUUGGAGAGACCAGUCGUGGAUUAUUGAACACAAACCAUAACAAAAUUUGUUAGGAAUAAAGCCAUUGCUAAUGAUUGUUGGGAUUUCAAUUACAGAAUUGAUUUUAAAUAUAGAAUUGUGCACAACUGCUCAAGUAUCAGAGAUGCCUACUAAAAGAAGUAAUUAUAGAUUACUCACAGGUUUGUUGCCCUUUACUGAAAGUAGAUCUGAUAAAUUGAGACUAGUUAAUUUUGCAGUUAAAUUAAGUUUAAUUUCAUUAUAAAAAUAAUAAGCACAGACCUUAUGGUGAUUUUGUCCUCGCAAUACCUUGCCAACAGUUCCCAGAAACCAGGACUCUGAUUAUUCAUCAGAAGUUUCUCCAUCCAUUGCAGAAUGCCUGGGGAGCGACUUCUAAUGAUGGACGCCACACAAGGCUCCUGCAAGACGUAAAUGAAAGCACUUUAUGAAUGAAUCUUUACUUAUAGUACAAUUAUUUUUUAAAGAAUCUAGGUUUGUCUGAAAAAUUCAGUUUGAAUGAAGAAAAUAUGUAUUAUAAAACACUGCAGUAUUGUAGUAAGCUUCUCAACUAAGCACAUUGUGAUUUUUGUAAUAAAAAGUAAAUACAAUAAAUAAA
Messenger RNA from Procambarus clarkii (red swamp crayfish), 5251 nucleotides. RefSeq names its product DNA mismatch repair protein spel1 (gene spel1). Gene Ontology annotation, cellular component: nucleus; MutSalpha complex. Lineage: Eukaryota; Metazoa; Arthropoda; Malacostraca; Decapoda; Cambaridae. The record is from RefSeq and is a predicted model, not a curated record. Gene Ontology annotation, biological process: mismatch repair; mitotic recombination. Gene Ontology annotation, molecular function: ATP-dependent DNA damage sensor activity; mismatched DNA binding; ATP binding.